This is a messenger RNA of Fonsecaea erecta, 1224 nucleotides long. RefSeq lists its product as hypothetical. The record is from RefSeq and is a predicted model, not a curated record. The coding region runs from base 1 to 1224 and encodes 407 amino acids. The transcript has a single exon. Lineage: Eukaryota; Fungi; Ascomycota; Eurotiomycetes; Chaetothyriales; Herpotrichiellaceae. Gene Ontology annotation, molecular function: hydrolase activity.
AUGGCAUACACUCACCAAGAUUCACCUGCAGAUGCCGUAGAUCCCACUACGCUGCCUCCACUUCCGCUGCCGGCCGGCGUCAGAUCCCGCUUUGUCGACACAUCCCCUCACAGCCUCGUCUUUCACAUUCUCGAAUCCCUCCCCGCGAACCUACCGCCUUCUGGCCCCAAGCCGAAGCUGAUCCUCUUGAUCCAUGGGUUCCCCGAGCUCGCCUACUCGUGGCGUAAAAUCCUUCCCUUGCUCGCUGCGGAAGGAUACCAUGCCGUCGCCUUCGACCAGCGAGGCUAUGGGCGGACGUACUCCCGCAAACCACUCGAUGCAUCUUCAUUCCGUCCGUUAAACCUCAUCAAGGAUACUGUCACGCUGGUGAACGCUCUAGGCUAUACCUCAGUAUGCUGUGUUGUAGGGCACGACUUCGGGGCGGUGACGGCAAGUGUCUGUGCCCUCGCCCGCCCAGACAUGUUCGAGCGCCUGGUGAUGAUGUCCCAUCCCACCAAAGGCCCGCCCCAGUCUCCUCUUUCCACCUCCCCGUCCUAUGGCGCCGCCUCCCAAGUCCCUCCGCCUCCAGUCGACAUGGAACAGGCACUCUCUCAGCUUCCGCACCCCAGGAAGCAUUAUAAAUGGUACUACUGCACCCCGCCUUCAAACGAUGAAAUGACCAACCCCACGGGCCCGCCCCUACACACGUUUCUGCGUGGCUACUUCCACCUGAAAUCCGCAGACUGGGAUGUCAAUGACCCGCACAAACUGAAUGGGUGGACCGCGACGGAGCUGGAAAAGAUGCCGCGGUACUAUAUCAUGGACCUGGCCGACAACAUGCGCCAGGCCGUGGCGCGAGACAUGGCCAACGAAGACCCGCACGUCGUCGCCUCGCGCUCGGCCCGCUGGCUCCCAGACGACGAGCUGGCCAUCUAUGUCCAGGAAUGGGGCCGUACCUCCUUCCAGGGCGGCCUGAAUUGGUACCGCGUGCAGACGCAACCCGAAAUCGCAUCGGACAUGCAGGCGUGGUCCGGCGCAAAGAUCUCCGUCCCAACCGUCUUUGUGAGCGGCAAGAAAGAUUGGGGCACCUUCCAAGAGCCCGGUGCCGUGGAAGCAAUGGAGACGGGUCAAAGUGUCAGACUCCCCAUGUAUAAAGGAACUGUACUUGUCGAUGGAGCCGGGCACUGGGUGAAUCAGGAACAACCAGAAAGAUGUGUGGAGGAAAUUUUGCAGUUGGUCAGAUGA